Molecule: messenger RNA, 2088 nt
Organism: Pangasianodon hypophthalmus (striped catfish)
Lineage: Eukaryota; Metazoa; Chordata; Actinopteri; Siluriformes; Pangasiidae
Gene: luc7l3
Product: LUC7-like 3 pre-mRNA splicing factor
Exons: 11
Coding region: 143-1528 (461 amino acids)
Biological process (GO): mRNA splice site recognition
Cellular component (GO): U1 snRNP; U2-type prespliceosome
Molecular function (GO): mRNA binding
Source: RefSeq, a predicted model, not a curated record
GAAAAAAAUAUCUGUUGUGUGGAGCGCCGCUGCCAUUUUGUUAGGACGAGUGAAUUCGGAAACGUCUGGCGAAAGCGUCUGUAUGUAAACGAAUUAGAGCGGAAGGUUUUAGCUGGUUGCUUUUGAAUAAAAUCGAAGCAAAAUGCUCUCCGCAGCCCAGUUACUCGAUGAGUUAAUGGGCCGAGACAGAAACUUGGCCCCUGAUGAAAAGCGCUGCAAUGUUCGCUGGGACCACGAGACUGUCUGCAAAUAUUAUCUGUGUGGCUUUUGCCCAGCUGAACUGUUCACCAACACGCGCUCUGAUUUGGGACCUUGUGAAAAGAUUCAUGAUGAAAACUUGCGAAAAAUGUAUGAGAAGAGCUCCCGGUUCAUGAAGGAAGGCUACGAGAGAGACUUCCUGAGGUACCUGCAGAGUUUGUUGGCUGAGGUGGAGCGCCGGAUCCGGAGAGGCCAUGCCAGACUGGCACUGUCACAGGCCCAGCAGAACUCUGGAGGUCCUACUCUUUCUGGGAAGAAUGAGGAGAAGGCUCAGGUGCUCACAGAGAAGAUUGAGGCACUUGUUGUCCAGAUUGAAGAGCUUGGCUCAGAAGGGCGUGUAGAGGAAGCUCAGGGCAUGAUGAAGCUGGUGGAACAGCUGAAGGAGGAGAGAGAGCAGCUCAGCUCAACACCAUCUACAAUUGAGAGCUUUGCUGCUCAGGAGAAGCAGAUGGAGGUGUGUGAGGUGUGCGGUGCGUUCCUCAUUGUUGGUGAUGCUCAGUCCAGAGUAGAUGACCAUCUAAUGGGCAAACAGCAUAUGGGAUAUGCUAAAAUUAAAUCUACUGUGGAGGAACUCAAGGAAAAACUGCGUCGGCGCUCAGAGGACCCAGAAAGAGAUGAUCGGGCGAAGAGGGAAAGAGAGAGGGAAGACAGGGAGCGUGAAAGGGAGGAGCGUGAGAAGAGACGCAAGGAGGAAGAGGAGAUGCGAGAGAAGGAGAGAGAGAAAGAGCGAGAGAGAGAGCGUGAGCGGGAACGCGAGAGAGAGAGAGAGCGGGAGCGGGAGAGAGAGCGUGAGCGUGAAAGACGCAGCAAAAGGAGUCAUUCGCGCAGCCGCCACUCGAGUCGGGCCUCUGACCGCCGCAGGAGCCGAUCUCGGGACAGACGGAGAAGCAGAAGCAAGGACAGGGAGAGGGACAGGAAGCGCAGCAGGAGUCGUGACCGUGAGAGGAGGCGCAGCAGGGAGCGCUCUGACAGGAAGAGACGUUCACGCAGCAAGGAACGAAAGAGGUCCCGCAGCUCUGAGCGCAAGAGCCACAGACACCGCAGCCGCAGUCGAGACAGAGACAGAGACAAAGACAGAGAGAAGGAUAAAACUGCCAGAGACAAAGAGCACAAGGACACAGAAGAGAAAAAAGGCAGUGGAAAGGGCUCAAGUGAUGAACGGCCCAGCGAGCCCUCAAAGUCUGAGCCCAUGGAGGUAGAGCCUCCUAAAGCAGAGCUGAACGGCACCACUGAAGACCUCCAUUCUGAAGGUGACACUCAGUCCAAUUAAAACUGAUCUGAUAGGACCUCAGAUCAGCUCCAGGGGAUGCUGGGACAGCUGAGUGAAGAAGACCUGAAGACCUCCGAACUUUUGCCAUGCAUACUCCGCUGCUUAAAACAAGGUGAACCAGAUGUAGUGGCCUAAUUAGGAUAAAAUAUAAGGAAAACAUGUAAAAAUUGUUCUGUUGCCCUUUACAGCCAGUUUCACAGGACCUUGUUUUUACUCCAUUUGUUUUUCUUCAUUCUUUACUGUUAUGAGCUUAAAAGCCUUUAAUUACGCAAAGGGCCAAUUUAAUUUUUGUUAAUAUACUCAGUGAACCUGUAAACAUGUUUGCUUUGCACAGUUGGGUCUCACGUCACGUUUUAGAUUUUGAAGACCAGUUUUGGAGAGUAAUGUACAGUGUUUGAACGGAGAUUCUGAUUGGGCUCUCUGACGCUUAACUUUCUUCCCUCUCUGUAAGCUUAUAUCCCAAAUGUUCGAUCAAUUUUAGUUUAGAAAAACUGGAUUUUCAUUUUGUUUGAAUUUUAAAAAGCUGUAUUUGUCUUCAAUAAAAAGUCCAAAUGAAUUCA